Colletotrichum higginsianum IMI 349063 is the source of this 1263-nucleotide messenger RNA. RefSeq lists its product as uncharacterized. The record is from RefSeq and is a predicted model, not a curated record. NCBI's taxonomy places the organism in Eukaryota, Fungi, Ascomycota, Sordariomycetes, Glomerellales, Glomerellaceae. The transcript has 2 exons. The coding region runs from base 1 to 1263 and encodes 420 amino acids.
AUGGGAGAUGCCUACGAUCCUGCGUCCCGAGAGGCCGAAGCACGCGAGCUGACGGUGCUGAUUGACAAGGUCGACACCGCUGCUCUUGCAGCCCGAGCCAGCUUCUUGCGGCAAGGUACGCCUUGCCAUAUUGACCCGCUGCGUUACGACAGAGCCACGCGGAGUUCCGUGAUGGGCGGCAUGAACUACCACGUCGAGAUCUGUUUCGACGACGGCGUCCAAUGGAUCGCCCGCAUCCGCCGGUUCAACGCCACAUCUCCGCCGGCUCAGCUCCGAGAUUACAUCAUCCGGAGUGAGGCGGCGACCCUCGGGUUUCUUGAGAAGACGGGCGUGCCCGCUCCCAGGCUGUACGAUUUCGCGUUGGAGCACGCCGACAACCCCGUCGGGGUCGGCUACAUCCUGAUGGAGAAGUUGCCGGGGAGGUCUCUCCGAUGGUCCACCGCGACCCAGGAACAACGGAACACCGACAUGAGCCAGCUCGCCGAUACGUUUAUCGAGCUUCACAAGUAUCCGUUCGACGUCCUCGGCUCUCUCGACCGGCCGGGCGAGUCUCAUGUCGGGGCGCUUGCUCGAGAAUCGCUCACCGACUUUGCACGGUCCGAGAUGCGGACCAUCGGGCCAUUCUCCUCUGUGGAGGAAUACCACAGAUCGUCGCUUCAGCUCGUCUUGGACUUGAUUCUUCGCGGCGAGAUGUACUCCAAUCUAGCCGUGGACGCCUACCUGAUCCACCGGUUCCUCAUCGACUUGAUACCCUCCGUGCUGCCAGGGCCAGAGCCAGAUAACCAAAAGUUCUUCUAUCUAAAGCACGCCGACGACAAGGGGGACCAUAUCCUGGUGGAUGACGAUUUCAACAUUACGGGGAUUAUCGACUGGGAAUGGGCCCAUACCGCGCCGCCAGUUGUCGCGUUCAACUCCCCCAUCGGCUUCCUACCGGUCGCCGACUUCUAUAACGGUUCGAACGACCUGGGUGACGACGAAGUUACCUUUGCACGCCUGCUCGAGGAAAAGGGCCGCCGGGAUCUGGGCUGGUUUGUUCGGCGCGGCCGGUUGCAGCACAGGUUCGCUUUCUGCUGCGGGUACGACCUCGCGGCGGACUGGAGCGGGUUCCAGGGCCUGUUUCGGGGGCUCCGGGACGCCGCCAAAGUGGACGAGGGCCUGGGCUGGGAGGACUGGAAAGCUGUGGCGAUGCGGCGUUAUGAGGAGGAGGCCGGGCUGCAGCAGCUGUUGUCCAUGCAGAGGAAAGCCUUUUGCUCACAGAGCUAA